Molecule: messenger RNA, 1175 nt
Organism: Saprolegnia parasitica CBS 223.65
Lineage: Eukaryota; Oomycota; Saprolegniomycetes; Saprolegniales; Saprolegniaceae
Exons: 6
Coding region: 165-1175 (336 amino acids)
Source: RefSeq, a predicted model, not a curated record
CCGGCAUUCCCGAGUCCCUGCGCCGGCGCUUCCUCGCGUCGACGACCAAGGAGCGGCGUGACGAGCGCAAGGCGGGCCGGCUCCCGAAGCUCCGAACGUCGUUCACCGAAGCGUGGCUCCAGGAUGUCUUGCCGCACUGGGGCGACGCCAAGCACCAAAAGCCCAUGGCGUUUGUCCAAGGGCUUUGCUUUGCGGGGAUUCCAAAGGAAGUGCGCGGCCGUGCGUGGGCCGCGCUCCUCGGCAACAAGCUCCAGAUCAACGAACAGCUCUUUGAGAUCUGCAAGACGCGCGCCAAAGCUGUGCUCGUCGAAGUCGCAGCGACCAAGGCGAAGGACACGCAUCCGAACCGCCCGUCGCUCACGAUCGACACGUCCGGGCUCGACGGCGGAUUCGUCGUCGUGACGUCGCCCCAGCACGCUACAUCGACGCUCACCGAGGCGCUCAUCGCCGACAACGAGCGCAACAUCAAGCUCGUCAAGCUCGACAUGCCGCGUACCUUUGGGAGCCACCCGCAGUUCCAGGCCGGCGCGGUCGGGGCCCAAAAGACGUACGAGGUCCUCGAAGCGUACACGUGCUACCGCCCCGACCUCGGCUACGUGCAAGGCAUGAGCUACUUGGCGGCGAUUCUGUGUCUCCACAUGGACAGCUUCUCCGCGUUCAAGGCCAUGGUGUCGCUCCUCAGCACGCGCUUGCUCUUCGACAUGUACCGUCUCGAGGAAGAUCGGACACUGCAUUAUCUUCGCGUGUACGACACGAUUCUGCAGCACGAGCUGCCGACACUCCACGCGUACUUUGAAGAGAUUGGCAUGGACGCCAAGAUGUACGUCGUCGACUGGGCCUUUACGCUCUUUACGCGCUGCGUGCCCUUGGAUGUCGUGCUGCGGAUAUGGGACGUCUACAUCUUGCUCGGCACGCCCUUCUUCUUCCAAGCCUGCAUGGCGAUUUUGAUCUUGUACGAGGAGCACUUGCUCGCGCUCGACCUGGGCGACGUCAUGCGCUUCCUCCACGACAUUCCCAAGAGCAUGAGCCCGAGCGACUUUUUCGACGCCCUCGACGCCGUCAACCUUUCGUGCAGUGCAAUCGACAGCCUCCUCGCCGGCGGGAACGUGCGCCCGUGGUCGCCGGUCGGUCGACGUCCCGUCUCUGUCGAGUUCCCCGACGCGUACGAGUACUAG